Molecule: messenger RNA, 2166 nt
Organism: Mustela erminea (ermine)
Lineage: Eukaryota; Metazoa; Chordata; Mammalia; Carnivora; Mustelidae
Gene: EIF2A
Product: eukaryotic translation initiation factor 2A
Exons: 14
Coding region: 81-1838 (585 amino acids)
Biological process (GO): translational initiation
Cellular component (GO): cytosolic small ribosomal subunit
Molecular function (GO): ribosome binding; translation initiation factor activity; mRNA binding
Source: RefSeq, a predicted model, not a curated record
GCUUGAAGAGACGUGUUGGGGCCGGGUUUGGCCCUCGUGAACUCUGACCCAAGCGGGUGGAUUUCUCUUUCCGGGACAAGAUGGCGCCGUCCACGCCGCUUCUGACAGUCCGAGGAUCAGAAGGACUGUACAUGUUAAAUGGACCACCACAUUUUACAGAAAGCACUGUGUUUCCAAGGGAAUCUGGGAAAAAUUGCAAAGUCUAUACUUUUAGUAAGGAUGGCACCUUGUUUGCCUGGGGCAACGGAGAAAAAAUAAAUGUUAUCAAUGUCACUAACAAGGGACUUCUGCACUCCUUCGACCUCCCAAAGGCAGUUUGCCUUGAGUUCUCACCAAAAAACACUGUCCUGGCAACGUGGCAACCUUACACUACUUCUAAAGAUGGCACAGCUGGGAUACCCAACCUACAACUUUAUGAUGUGAAAACUGGUACAUGUUUGAAGUCUUUCAUCCAGAAAAAAAUGCAAAAUUGGUGUCCAUCUUGGUCAGAAGAUGAAACUGUCUGCGCCCGAAAUGUUAACAACGAAGUUCACUUCUUUGAGAACAACAAUUUUAACACAAUUGCAAAUAAAUUGCAUUUGCAAAAAAUUAAUGAUUUUGUGUUAUCGCCUGGACCCCAACCAUAUAAGGUGGCUGUCUAUGUUCCGGGAAGUAAGGGUGCACCUUCAUUUGUUAGAUUGUAUCAGUACCCUAAUUUUGAUGGACCUCAUGCAGCUUUAGCUAAUAAAAGUUUCUUUAAAGCUGAUAAGGUUACAAUGCUAUGGAAUAAAAAAGCUACUGCUGUGUUAGUAAUAGCUAGUACAGAUGUUGACAAAACAGGAGCGUCCUACUAUGGGGAACAAACACUGCACUACAUUGCAGCGAAUGGAGAAAGUGCUGUUGUGCAAUUGCCAAAAAAUGGCCCCAUUUAUGAUGUUGUUUGGAAUUCUAGUUCUACUGAGUUUUGUGCUGUUUAUGGUUUUAUGCCUGCCAAAGCAACAAUUUUCAACUUGAAAUGUGAUCCUGUGUUUGACUUUGGAACUGGUCCCCGUAAUGCUGCCUACUAUAGCCCACAUGGACAUAUACUAGUACUGGCUGGAUUUGGAAAUCUGAGGGGACAAAUGGAAGUAUGGGAUGUUAAAAACUACAAACUUAUUUCUAAACCAGUAGCCUCUGAUUCUACCUAUUUUGCUUGGUGCCCUGAUGGUGAGCAUAUCUUAACAGCCACGUGUGCUCCCAGGUUACGUGUUAAUAACGGGUACAAAAUUUGGCAUUAUACUGGCUCUGUCUUGCACAAGUAUGAUGUCCCGUCAAAUGGAGAAUUAUGGCAGGUUUCUUGGCAGCCAUUUUUAGAUGGAAUAUUUCCAGUAAAAGCAAUAACUUACCAAGCAGUUCCAAGUGAUGUACCCAGUGAAGAACCUAAAGCUGCAACAGCUUACAGACCCCCAGCUUUAAGAAAUAAGCCAAUCACCAAUUCCAAACUGCAUGAGGAGGAACCACCUCAGAAUAUGAAACCACAAGCAGGAAGUGAUAAGCCAUUAUCAAAAACAGCCCUUAAAAAUCAAAGGAAGCAUGAGGCUAAGAAAGCUGCGAAACAGGAAGCAAGAAAUGAGAAGAGUCCAGAUUUGGCACCUACUCCUGCCCCACAGAGCACACCACGAAAUACUGUCUCACAAUCAACCUCUGGAGACCCUGAAGUAGACAAAAAAAUCAAGAACCUAAAGAAGAAACUGAAAGCAAUCGAACAACUGAAAGAACAAGCAGCAGCUGGGAAACAGCUAGAAAAAAAUCAGUUGGAGAAAAUUCAAAAAGAGAAAGCCCUUAUCCAGGAGCUGGAAGAUUUGGAAUUGGGCGUUUAAAGAUUCACAGAAAGCAAGUUCUUACCAGAAAUCAGCAAACACAUUUUCUGUUAAACCCAUUGGUGGACAUGAAAUAUCCAUGUGCCCACAUUUAAUGUUCAUCUAUAAUUUUAACCAUUUAUCCAAGAUUCUGCAUAUGUUUGAAAUUAUUUAAUAAUGUCUGUUAAAUUGAUUUUUACAACCUGCAUCCUUUAUCAUGUCAACACAUGAUACAGAAAAGAAACACAUGAAUUUUUUAAUAAGUUUGAAAGAUUGAAAGACAAUGUCAUUGGUUUUUUAUUAGGGGACAGUAUUUACCAUACAUGUGAAUAAAAACAUUUAAAUUUAA